AGGUGAUUCAUGCAAUAUUUGACAAGCACGAACAUGUCACAACUGUUGUGUUCUUAGUUACACCUUCAGUACACGUCAGGCGACACAUGUUUCAGGUAUCACAGUCAUGUCUAAGCCCCGACAGGAGACAAAAGGCAAAAGGAAGGCAGACGUCUCAGAGGCUUCCAGGACAAGACAUCGGCAGUCUGGAAACCCCGGUGGCUCAGAAAGUGAUUCCGAUCUGUCAAAGAUUUUCAACGACCCAAUUCAUGGGACUAUACGAGUGUCGGGUCUGUGUCUGAAGAUAAUAGACACCCCACAGUUUCAGAGGUUGAGGUAUUUGACGCAACUUGGAGGAGUUUACUUUGUAUUUCCGGGCGCAACACACAACAGAUUUGAACACAGCAUCGGAACCUACUACCUGGCUAGUAAAUUUGCUCGGAUUCUGAGACAGAAACAUCCUGAACAGUUUGAAGAAGAUGAUAUCAAGUGCAUUGAAAUAGCAGGACUUUGCCACGAUCUCGGACACGGUCCGUUCUCACACGUCUUUGACAAAAUGUUCAUCCCUCGGAUAAAACCAGACAGCCAUUGGAAGCAUGAGGAUGCGUCAGUGAAGAUGCUGGAACACUUACUUGAAGAAAAUAAGGGCGUGAAGAAAGCCUUUGACGAGUUUGACAAAGAUGGAUCUCGUCUCGAACUGAUCCAGGACAUCAUUUUAGGUGGAAAACCAACAGUUAAGUAA
Haliotis rubra (blacklip abalone) is the source of this 721-nucleotide messenger RNA. RefSeq names its product deoxynucleoside triphosphate triphosphohydrolase SAMHD1-like. NCBI's taxonomy places the organism in Eukaryota, Metazoa, Mollusca, Gastropoda, Lepetellida, Haliotidae. Gene Ontology annotation, molecular function: dGTPase activity. The record is from RefSeq and is a predicted model, not a curated record. The transcript has 8 exons. The coding region runs from base 107 to 721 and encodes 204 amino acids. Gene Ontology annotation, cellular component: nucleus. Gene Ontology annotation, biological process: dGTP catabolic process.